GAAAAGGUCCAGUUGUCAAGUGGCGCAAAAGCUAACUUAUUUUCCCUCCUUGUUUCAAAAUACAAGGUUAUAUUUUUAUAUUGUUCCUAAUAACAUACCUUUGUUCCAGUGCAAGGCGUGAGUGUGUUUGAAGCUGGGCUUAUAACCUGCCACAUCUAGGGAUCAUGCGCAGUGUGCAGCGUGCCUGCCUCCCCUCCAGUCGGCCGAGCGAGCCAGCUGUCCAAGGGCUUGGAAUUCCAACAUGGCAGAGGCACUGGUCAGUCUCGCUCGCAGCAACUUGGAAUGCUCUCCGAUGUCGAGCCGCGGCUACGGCAGCCUCUAACGCCCCGCGACAAGCACCAGACCGCCGCACUCGGAUCGAUGCUCGCGUAAAAGCCCGCAGCCGCCCUGUCACCUACACAGUUGUGAAAGGAGAUCUAGUGUGGCUGCAAUGAGAAGCAACCCAUUGGAAUUCCACCUGGUGAACAUUGUGAAUCUGCUAUCUUCCUUCUCUCGUUUCCAGGCGUGAAGACAUGCUUACUAGCACCAGCUUUUAUGGUCUAAAGAUGCAGUGGACCCCAGAGCACACACAAUGGGCAGAACAACACUUUGACAUCUCAUCCACUACCCGCUCUCCAGCGCACAAGGUAGAGGCCUACCGGGGACACUUACAGCGAACGUACCAGUAUGCGUGGGCAAACGAUGAUAUCUCCGCACUGACUGCCUCCAACCUGCUUAAGAAGUACGCAGAGAAGUACUCUGGGAUCCUCGAAGGCCCGAAUGAAAGAGCUCUUCUCUGUUCCUACUCUGACGGCACCACUGGACUCUUGAAUGGACGGAAGUCGGAGAAUGAGCCCUGGCAGGAGGGGAUUUACCCGAUGAACUGUGCUCCAGAUGUUAUAUCUGUGAGCAAAGCUGGAAUGACAGCUGCCCUACCCCCUACAGAUGCGUCAGCUAGCAUAGGCAGCUCCCCGGGGGUGGCGAGCAGCUUGUCUGAGCCGAGCUAUUCCAGCAGUAACUGCGGGAGCCACACGGCCACGACUCUCCACUCGAGCCUUUCCUCUCAGGAAUACAGCGCCGGCUACAACGGCCCCUACCUGCAUUCUAGCUACAGUGGCCAGACAACCCCGGCCCUCCCUUCUCCACAUCCCUCUCCUUUGCACAGCGCCGGGCUCUUACAGCCCCCGCCGCCGCCUCCUCCCCCCACCUUAGUACCGAGCUACAAUGGCGCGUCUCCAAACCUUCCCAACUACAAUUAUCCGCCAACAGGGUAUCCCUCUCAAACGGCUGUCGGCCCCGGUUAUAGCCCCGGGGGAGUGCCCCCUCCUUCUGCUUAUCUGCCAUCCGGCAUCGCGGCGCCCACGCCGAUUCCUUCCUCCACUCUGCCUGGCUACACCUACCAGUCCCACAAUCAUACGCCGAUUGCCCCGGCACCUCUAAAUGGCAGCACAUCCAACUCAUUAAAAAGAAAGGCUUUCUACAUGAGUGGACAUGGAGAAGUGGACUCUAGCUAUGGUGACUUCAACUACAACCAACAGCGCUCUUCUCAGAGUCCCAUGUAUAGACUAGCGGACAGCAGUGUCUCAGACUCCAACCGGGGCAAUGGCUUUGACAGAAAUGCUGAGGCCUCCUCUUUGGCAUUCAAGACAACCAAACAGACAAUAUCUUCUGAUCAGCAAAGAAAAUUCAGUAUACACUCUAGCAGGGCUCUGACUCCUCCAUCCUUCGGAUCGUCUAAAAGCUCUGUGGAUGAUCUCCGAGCUGGCGAGCCCUACAGCAAGUUUGGAUCCCCAAUAUUGAGCGAACAAAGCGAAGAGCACAGACAACACCUGCCUCACUCACUAUCGGGGCCCGAUGUCGGUACGCCUACCUCGUCCAUCCUUGCUGCAGAGGAACAACUGAAGAACAGCGAUCCCAACCUGGUGGACAUGGUGACGGCAGAAAUCCUUCAGCAGUGCCCUCAGGUUGAUUGGAGUGACAUCGCCGGACUCGAAAUGGCCAAAGCGGCCAUUAAGGAGGAGAUACUAUGGCCCAUUUUAAGGCCAGAUAUGUUCAAUGGACUUCACGCAUUACCUCGUAACCUUCUUUUAUUUGGACCUCAGGGAACGGGCAGAACGCUGAUGGCUCGCUGCAUGGCCAGCCAGCUGGGGGCCGCCUUCUUGCGACUUAGCAGCUCCACACUGGUGACCAAGUGGUUGGUGGAGGGUGACAAAGUCAUUCAGGCUUCUUUCCUGGUGGCUCGGUGUCGCCAACCGGCAGUGGUGUUCAUCAGCGAAGUGGACCUCCUCCUGUCGGCCCAGCUCAGCGAGGACAGCCCAGUGAGUCGACUGAAAGCUGAACUCCUCAUGCAGCUCGAUAGUAUUUUGUCCUCCGCUGAGGACCACGUUCUUGUGGUCUGCUCCACCAGUAAACCCGAAGAGAUUCCGGAGUCCCUAAGGAGGUACUUUACCAAGCGAUUGCUCAUCCCCUUACCCGACGGGACGGCACGACACCAGAUAAUCAGCCAAGUGCUCUCACAGCCCAACUACUGUCUUAGUGACAAAGAGAUGUCAUUACUGGUUCAGAGGACAGAAGGUUUUUCAGGACUGGACGUGGUUCAGCUUUGUCAAGAGGCCGUGGUGGGCACUCUCCACGGCGUUCCUGGUUCCGACCUGUCGAGUAUCCACCCAAGACAAAUGAGACCAGUCUCUUUUCAAGACUUCGACAAUGUGUUUUGUAAAUUCCAGCCUAGCAUAUCACAAAAAGAACUUGACACAUACACUGAAUGGAAUAAAAUGUUUGGUUGCAGUCAAGGAAAUCAAUGAGAUGCUUCUACCGUGAUUUCGUAAGAGUUUUGGGUGGUUAUCAUGCACUGGGCUGGAAGAAUCACUAACAUGAACACACUUGAUAUGGUCGAGGGUUUGGCAUUGAGUGCUUUAGAUGUAAAAUGAGCAACCCGUAAUUUGAUAAAUUGGUACAUGGCUGGAGUUACUUGUUCACUAAAAGACUUGUAAAGGAUACCCACUCCCCACUUCUUGUUUUUGUAUAUACAUACAUAUAUAUGACGAUACUAUACUGCUGAUUUUGAGAUUUAGUUGCUAUCAAGUGCCUGAGGUGGUGCUGUUUAAAUUUUCUUUUUUUGCCUCACAAUCUUCAUUGGUGACAUGUGCUAAUAGUGCAAUUAAAAAAACAAAAAAAACAACAACAAAAAAAGCUUUAAAAUGAGACAAAAAACCUGCUUUCUCUUUUCCAUUAGAACAGCUGUGUCUGUUGUGUGCUCUUUGUGAACAGUUAUUUUGAGCUAAAUUAAAUUUUAUGGGCAUAAUUUCAGCUUCAUCUUCUGGCAUAUUUUGUACUGUAUGUAUAAAUGAUUUAAUUACGGGGGAAAAAAACAAAAACAUUUACGUACUCAUACUUUGCAUACUCACUUUGGUCCAGUAAGAGUCGAGCAAGUUGGUAUUUUUUCGCUCCUCCAAUGUAGAUACAACAUAGAGUCAAUAUUAUUUUACAAUGUGGUUUCACUUUAACCAAUAAAUUACUAUGUAAUCGUUGUUAGUUAGUAAUUCAGUGUUUGACCUACAUGUAAAAUGAGACCAUCCAAUGUUCUUUAUUUUGAAAACUCAGGAAAGUGAUUAAGGUAGAGUCAUCAAAUACAGUUAAGCCCAAUAUUAUUCACACCUUUUGCACUUCCUCUUCCUUCUUAAGUGUGAAAUGAUCCCAGACCGGUCACUUGUUUCUAUACGGAGUGGUGCGUGCAAGUGCAGUAACGUUUGUUCGUGUGGGAAAAGCAUUACUGCCGGGCUUCGAGGCAGAGAUUUGGCUUUGACUUAGUUGAGUUAUUCGAGUUAUUCGAUUAAUCGUUUCAGCGCUGGACUAAAAUGAUGAUCUCUGAAAAUGAUGCGAGAACAUUGAAAAAGACGAUGUUAAGCGAUAUUGAGUUAUUAUAUAUUAUAAUUCACGGAAACAUCUAGUAGAUUAGAAUGCUGUCGAAGUGUAGGUUAUAGUAGAAGUCACAGAAUUCUUUAGAAUUGUGCAUAAGAUUGCAUUUCCUCAAAAGUGUGUUGAUCAGAUCACAGGUAUGGUUCAUUUAUAAACUGUAAAAUAAUUAACUCUAACCCAGAUUCUUCAUCUUUCACAAAUUUUUUGUGUAAUUUCCAGCUAAAAGAUACCCACUCAACAGUUUAACACCACAUUUUGCAAGGGUACGAAUCAUUUUGGGCUUAAUUGUACAUUUCCAACACUACACACCACAAGAAGACAUCUGAAAUUGUAUCAAACAACCAUAUACGGCUGUAAUACCUCAGCAAGUGAGAAAUGAGAUGGUUUCUACAAUGAAUGUAUAUAUUUAAUUUUGAUUUAUUUCCGAGACAAAUGGUAAUCUGCUUUGUGGUGUUUCCUUGAAAUGGAACAUUGUAUUAUGAUUAGAGAUUUGCCUUUGAAGAGAAUGGUACUGUUAUUUAUCUUGAAUUGUUGCCUCCGGCUGAUUCUGUAGUUAUUUUCAAGGCGCUAUCACACAGAAAAUCAUACACAGUGAUUCUGGUCUUUGAGUUCCCCCGUUUGGAGGCUCAGCUGUACAUCUCGCAAUGAGAGCCGUGUAGAAUUUGAAAAAGGUGCAGACAAACAUCUUGGGGUUGAGCGAGAAAAACUGCCCGGAGCCAUUUCAUUCCAUCCUGCUGCUGUUUUAUCAUUAAUGAAACCGAAGGAUUAUGUAUCACCUAAGUUGCUUUUCUACCUCAGUUUGUUAGUUAUCUCUGAAAGACAAAUAUGUGACAGCAGCUGUUUUAAAAGAAUGCCAGUAUUAUUAUUAUUUUUUAAACUUGAUUUUAUUUUAUUAUUUUUAUUUUAUUAAAUGCAAAAUACAGUGAAUAUAAAAAGUCUGCACACCCCUGUUGAAAUGCCAUUUUUUUGUGAUAUAAGAAAUUUAGACCAGGAUGAAUCAUUUCAAAACUUUUUGGACCAUUAAUGUGCCCUAUAACUUGUAAAAGUCAACAAAUUUAUUUGAAUCUUUCAAGUGGGAAGGAAAAACAAACUCGGAUCAUGUGGUUGCACAACUGUGCACACCCUCUUAUAACUUUGGAUGUGGCUGUUUUUAGAAUUCACCAAUCACAUUCAAAUUCAUGUAAAAUGGGAGUCAGCGCAUAACUGCCACCAUUUAAAGUGCUUUUGAUUAACCCCAAAUCAAUUUCAGAUGUUCUAGUAGGCUUUUCCCAAUUUAAAAAAAAAACAUAUUUUUUCACUCUCCCUAAAAGAUUGUUUUCUUUGAAUUGUGUGUGCAGGUUUUAUGCCUUUAUGAAGAAUGGAGGAAACAUUUUGCAAUGAUUUAUCAUGGUCUCAUAUUUCAUAUCACACAAAAAAACUAGCAUUUGACCAUAGGUGUGAAGACUUUUUAUAUCCACUCUAUAUGUGCUUUACAAUUUGAUAACACAUGAUUCUCUAAAAGGGGAAUACCACUGAUGGUGUUUGCUCUAAUAUAUCAUCACUUAUCACAACGAUAUCACACAAUGUAGAUCUAUUUCCACAUUUAACAGCUUAGUUACUUUGAAAGAAACAAAAAAGCAGAAUGUUUAUGGAAGACACGCUGUGACACUGUCUCAGUCUAUAAUUGUAACAUCCAUGAGUUGAGUGGCACUCCUUUGACUUGAGGGCGAGUGGCAAGAUGUGACAAAGUGUUAUUUUUAGACAUUUAUUUAUACCUGUUUGUUGUUAUUAAGCGGUACAUAAUCCAAACAACGUUUUUGGCGAUAAAAGAAAGAGCACGUCUGACAAGUGAGUUUGGCACAUUUGAAUGUAUGAUGUCCUCUGGCCUGAAACAACACAAAGUACUCACACAGUGAUUGGGAAAAAAAAUAAAAAAUAAAAAAAUGGCACUGAAGUAGAUAGCACUGUUGUUCUGUUGCACUAAACUUGGUUUCAAAGAGGUCCUGUUGUGUUUUUUUCUUACUAUUGACAAUUAGCAGAUGAUUAUCAUUAUAUAGCUCCACUCACGUCGCGUCAUUAUGCACUAAUGAGAUUCAAUCCAAGAAUUUAGUUUGAUGGAGACUGUCGGAAAAAGAUUUCGAGUAUGUUGUGUACAAUUGCAUUCAAUCCUAGAGAGGUUUUUACAGGACUUGUAUUGGAUUUCAUUGUAUGUGUGGCUACAUAACAACAUAAGAAGCUACAAAGCUUGUGAUGCCUUGUGAUGUAGUUUUACUGUGCAUUCUGUUCUUAAAAUACAUUUUCAUGAACUAAACACAAUAAUCCAGAUGCCAUUUCAUUUUUUAUGCCCUGUGAGAUCAAUUUGGGAGUCAUGGGCAUUGCUCAUUAUUAUUGUAUUUUUUUUUUUUUUUUUUUUUUUUUUUGAUUCACCUAAGUAGAAUGUAUAUUAGUAUGUGUGUGUUUCACUGCUGUUAUUUCUUCAUGAUUGAUAUUUUAACAGGAAUCCACAAUCUUUCCAAAGCUGAUUGGGUGUUCAUUUGCGUAAUGUCGAAAUGUGUGUACAUUUUCAUAAACAGACUAACAAUCAUGAAUAGAAAAUGUGUCUGACAACUACUACUGCGACAUAGUGUAGUAACUGCUAAGGAUUGUUAGGGCUGCAUUGAAAAGAAAAAAACGUUUGAAAAGCUAAAACAGGACUUUUAACAAAGUGGUAAAAUUGCAAGAAGUCACAAUAUUACAUUUGCUGUUGUGUGACAUGUUGAAUUUGAAAACAUCUUAAGCAGUCGUCAUUUUAACACAGGCAUACUGCAUGUUCACACUUGUAAUAUUUUGACUUUUUCUUCAUUAUUCUCAUAGUAUGUAUUUUUUUGUCUUUUCAAUGCGACUUUAAUCCUACUUUAUAGAAAACAAGUAAUUGGGGGUUACCCACUAGUUUAAAAAAACAAAAAAAAAAAACAAAGAAAAAGUACAAUGUUAUGAAUAUUUGCACUUUUCUUGAUUGAGGCCAAAGUAAAACAGCUUUCUUUUGACUAUGUUAGAGCUCAAAACAGCUGUGGUACAUGUAGAUAUUUUGAAAUUGACACUUAUUAUAUUUACACUCUCAUCUGGCAUUGUUUAGUAUUGUGUCAUGGUAUGAGAAAUAGUUUAACAGGCUUUACUCUUUUUUUGUUUUUAUUAUUGAACAAACACAGUCCAAUCUUGUUCAAAGCAUGCUUUACCAAUCUGUAUUCUUGGCUGGCAAUUGUAAUAUAUUAUUGCAAGCUUUAAUUUGACAAGACGGUGACAAGAAGCCCUAAGUGCCAUUAGAAAGCACAGAAUUCAUGUGUUUAAGCGAUAAAGAGGUUCAAGAACAUACAGAGUGAUGUACGCUUAAAAAGAGAACAUGUAAAUCGCGAUGAUCUCAAAAAAGGGUUUUUGGAAAAGGCAAAUCAUUCCUAAGUAUGGCACAAGGCUAAGGAGUCGCAUAAGUGUGGGUUUAAUUGUUAUCACAUCUCAAAUGAGGACAGUCACAUCAGUCACAUAUUUAUUCAAACGGGGUGUGUGUGUUUCACCUGCUGUCAAUGUUAGAAUUAUAAUUUGUCAUUCAUUAUUAAGGGUGACGCGCCGAGAAGGGCCCGUGGUCACCGACGAUACUUGAGCAGAAUCUUUGAUAAGCACAUCAAUCCUCACGGUGAUACAUUUUCUUUUUGUUUGUUUGUGUUUUUCGCUCACUUCAUACUUUUGCUUCCAUCCGUUACGGUAUGUAGUUUGAGCUGGUAAUCUUUCUUUAUAUGCAUUUCUACCUCAUAAUCACUGCAUAAUGUAGAUGUAGUUUGUAUGUCUUUUUUUUAUUAUUAUUAUUGUCAGUCAUUUGUGGAAUAAAAAAGAUGGAAAGUCAGCAACACAAAAAAACAAAUAAAAAAUGUGCCCUUGAAACUGAACAGUCUACCUCGUAAAGACUGUCUUUAUUUACACUGGCUACUGCAAAUCACACAGGGGGGGAAAGUUGGUGGGGUAAAGAAAGUAUAAUUGGAUUCAUUCCCCACUAAAAAGUGUUAUGGACUGCAAGAUGUGAAUUCCCCCCACCCGAGAAAAUCCAAUCCAAUGUGAACUAUUGUCAUGUCAGUGUAUAUGGAUGUGCCAAUUUCCAAGUGUACAGGGUGGGGACACAUUUGGACUUAUCCAUGUACAGACAAUGAACUUGCACAUAGCUGUACCUAUUGUACAUUUGCUUAUAGCCUACAGCAUACAGUACAUAAAAAGCACCACAUACAUGUUUAUACGUGUGUAUGUAUUGCCAUAGUACAGUGACUUUAAAUGUAUUUUAAUUUUAUUGAGGCUUUUGAAAUACUAAAUAAAAAUGUCUCAUUUUUUCCUGAA
This is a messenger RNA of Phyllopteryx taeniolatus (common seadragon), 8232 nucleotides long. It is a transcript of the gene fign, whose product is annotated as fidgetin. The record is from RefSeq and is a predicted model, not a curated record. The coding region runs from base 513 to 2783 and encodes 756 amino acids. The transcript is spliced from 4 exons. Gene Ontology annotation, molecular function: ATP hydrolysis activity; microtubule severing ATPase activity; ATP binding. Lineage: Eukaryota; Metazoa; Chordata; Actinopteri; Syngnathiformes; Syngnathidae.